ACAUAUAGUGUACCGUAAAUAUAGUGUUCGAUAGAGUGGGAAAAGUGGAUCCCGUGACCAGAGGUCUGCAAAUAGCUGUCAAUUGGAUCGGUCUGGACGUAGACGUGAAGUUCUGGUCACAACACAUCUCAUUCAUAUUGGUUGGCAUUAUUGUCAUCACUUCCAUCAGAGGCCUACUCAUAACACUCACCAAAACAUUCGGUUUUGACACUUUUACGGUGCUGUUAAAAAUGUGUGUUAAAAUCGAAUUCUGUCAAAAUCGGAUACUU
Medioppia subpectinata is the source of this 269-nucleotide messenger RNA. NCBI's taxonomy places the organism in Eukaryota, Metazoa, Arthropoda, Arachnida, Sarcoptiformes, Oppiidae. The record is from the annotation of a GenBank genome assembly.